This is a messenger RNA of Ectocarpus sp. CCAP 1310/34, 3053 nucleotides long. The record is from the annotation of a GenBank genome assembly. NCBI's taxonomy places the organism in Eukaryota, Phaeophyceae, Ectocarpales, Ectocarpaceae.
AGUAGUCAACCUCACGUACACUUUGGUAGACAGGACAAUGCGGCGCCCGCGGGCAUUCACGUGCUCAAAGCUCAAGGCUGAGCCCCUUCCUCCGCCGACCCGAAAGCCGCUGGGCUAUGCCCUAACCUCGGCGACAACUAGUGUGCAAGCGAGUUCUCCUUGUCAGUGCGGAAAGUGCGGGGAAUCUCCGGCAGCAGCGUCGUCAUCCUCGCCGGCAUCACCAUCAUCGUCACAAUCCCCCUCGUCCUCCCGUAUCCGCGAGGCCACCUUUGCCGGGGGACACGGCUCCCGGACACCUCUCCUCGCGGAGGCACUCGGCCCGUCGAAUAACGGCUCCCCGGCCACCGCCGGCAGACCGCGGUUUCGACGGCUACCCCGGAACGCCCAUCUCCCUCGUCGAAGCGUGUUGAACAACCCGCCGCAGUUGCCGGCGCCGCCGUCGACGUCCCUCCUAGCAGCAGGAGGAGGAGAGCUGGAAGAACAAGGAGAAGAACGAGCCGGAGGCCUGCUGGCGCCGCCACCACCGCCGUCCGACCAGCGCAAGCGAGGGAGUGACAGAGGCGAGCCUCGUGGGAGCUUCGUCGCUCCCACUGUCGGCAAGCAGUUUGCCGCUUCUGCUGCCGCCUCGACACCAUCGAAGUCUGUUGCGGCUGAUGCUACUGCUGCUGCUGCCCCUACGACCGAAGCCGGGGGUUCUACGAGCAGGGCAACGGGCACUAAGCCUGCUACUGCUGCUGCUGCUGAUGCUGCCACCCCGGUGGCCGUCAGCGUCGAUGCAGCAGGGGACCAGAAGUCUUUCACCACAAUGUACUGCGAAGCCGGGGACUCGGUCGCCUCCUUCAUCAGGCCCGGCGUGACCUUCAUCAAGGUCGACUCGGCUGGAGUCGCCUCCGUUUCCGACGUUAGCGUCAUUCAGAACGACGGCAGCGCUAACAGCGGCAACAGCAGCAGCCGCAGCAGCAACAAUGCUGCGGGCAGCCGUGCUGGCAUGAAGGGCUUCGACGAAUGCAAGGCGCCCGCCACAGACGCGAGCGGCGUUUUCUCGAUGGGCUCAUCUUCAUCCAGAGCAGCCUUCGGCCGACGCCGCCGGCGCGUGGGCGGCUGACAAAGCAAGGAUUCACGGCGAACGGCGAGGAGAUCCCUCGAACGUUCCUGGCGCAAGCCGCGAGACUGCGGGAGGAGGCCGGCGAUGUGGGCUACACCGUGGCUGGUAAAUGAAUCAAUUGGAUUGAUUUGAAGAACGACCGUGCCGGGACGAGGGAUGAAGAUCUUCCGGUGUUUCGUAGCACCACCGGGUGGUGAGCAUGUGGUGAUUUUUUAGUCGCGGUAUUUCCAUCCUCCCCAGACGCUAACCAGAAGCCUCCUGCAGUAGUCAGCCCACCUCUCUGUAUGGUUCAUAAUUUUGAUGUAUCAGCCAGGGUUCACAAGAGCGUGGGGAAGGUUAAAAUAGAACGCGUCCUCCUUCCCUCCCCCCCCCGUUUUUUUCGGCCAGUCACAACAAGGGCUUGGUUGGCAAUUGAUCGGGCGUGUUUUUUUUUUUCUUGUAGUAUACAUCAGGCCCCGGAACUUUAGUUCAACCAACGUUGGUCGAGGAGUGUGUGUGGUCUGAUGUUGGUUGGAUACCUCGUUUUGUCGGUUUCAGGUCAGCUAUCGUACGCCGUCAUUAACAGGAGUCCAGGAGAGUUUCACGCGUUUCACGCCCAGUCCGUGAAAUGUGACGCAUGCCCUUCAUGUUGUGCCACUUAGGCUGGCCGUUGCUUGCGUUUGCUUGUUCUUUUUUUUUUUUUGCUUUCUCGGCGUGAUGUGAAAAUGUGCCGACAAGGGCAGUGGCGUCAGUCAACAACAGCUAGUAAACGCGCUCAUCGAUUUUUUAGAGCCUCUCCGUCCCAGCUGAUGCCAGGAAUAUUUUGGCUGUUGGUGCUGCUGCGUGCGUGUGGCGAUUUUUGCGGGAGCUUUCGAUUUGUGUGCAUGGGUCUGACUGGGUACAGCAGUAACCGUUUACAAUUGUAUGCAUACGAUGCUGCUUUGCUGUUGCAAUGCUGCUUUGCUAUUGCUUGAGGCGUGGCCCUCAUCACAGUACUAGCAUGUUGUAGUACCUGCAUUCGCACCCUCGAAACGGGAUAAAUCGAAUAAAACAGCAGCAGCGUGGUAUACUAUACAUCAUAGGUGUCGUAUCUUACAUACAGAAGUGUAUCGUGUGUAGACUACAUUUUCGUUGGACUAAUAGACGAUACAUACGAUAUCUUUGUGGUGCCGCUGUCCGUGUGCUGCUGAGGUCUGCAACGCCAGCGUACGGCGUCUAGAAGGCUGCACCAAUCAGGGCGGCCGGUAGGGUCCACGCGGGGGUUAAGGGGGGUGAACGUAUUGCGUAUGAAAGGUCCCCCAGGGUGGCCUCUUAACUAUUUGUUGUUGAUCGGGGAGUUGUUUGCGUUGAGUUUUGCCUGGCCAUCACUUUGGGUGACGCCCGCCUCAGGCGUGGGACUGGAAAUCCUUGACGGUUUCAUUUUUUCUUCUGUCUUCCCCUCGACGUGGAGGCAGUUGGGCAGACAGGACGGUUAUAUGUUCGUUUGUAUAAAUUGUACGGGCAGUCUACGCGUGAUACUAGAUUUGUGUCUCCCUGCAUGGUAUGGCUAGGAGAGAAGGGUCAGUCCUGCUGCUUUCGCCGUUGGUUUGUCGAGAAGAACCUUUCAGCCUGAUGGCGAACAGGAGCGUUGUGCUAUCGUGAGGUAUGAGGUGUGGGUUGUAGCACACCAAAACAAUUUUGUGUCGCCCAUGGUGGUGUUACUAUGCGGUUUCUUUUUUUGUAGUUUUUUUGCGAGAAAUCUCUUGUUCUUCGAAUGUUCGGCCCGCAAAAUAAUCGAAAGGUUAUGUUGCGGUGAUGUGGCCGCUCGAGGUCUCUUGACUGGCUUACUGGCAAAGAUGGCCAUUCUGAGGGUUCAAUUCCUUUGGCCUGGCUGCGCGAGCAUAUCCUCUUGAGACUUGUGUUCGUCUCAGCACGUCUUCGUCGGCGGCGGCACACGCAGAACUCACGCGUGCGCGAGGUGCGGGGUUUA